Molecule: messenger RNA, 2435 nt
Organism: Malania oleifera
Lineage: Eukaryota; Viridiplantae; Streptophyta; Magnoliopsida; Santalales; Ximeniaceae
Product: amino acid transporter AVT1C-like
Exons: 14
Coding region: 515-2158 (547 amino acids)
Cellular component (GO): plasma membrane
Source: RefSeq, a predicted model, not a curated record
GAAUGCACCAACCAGCUUCUACAACAUUUCGUACGGAGCCUUCUCUCUCUCUCUCUCUCUCUGAGGAAAUAGAGCUUCUUCUUCUUCUUCUUCUUCUUCUUCUUUAGCAGCAGCAUCCGAGAUCCAAAAUUCAAGAAUAUUCUGGAAAAGUAAAGGUGCGCGGUUUUGAUUCUAAGUCAUUCAAUGAAUUGCGCAUUCCUUGUUUUCAGAGCGUCCGCACAUGUGCUGCUGUAAUUUUAGCGGUUCUGCGAAAUUCGAUGAAAAACGAAACCGUAGUUUGUUUGAGUUUAUGCGUGAAAUAUGAAAUCGUUUGGAAAAGUUUAAACUCGCGCUUUGAACUCCCAGGAUGUUUUGAUUAAUUUUAGCUCGUGAUUUUGGUAUUGGCGGGAUUUUGCAGGUUGUUCGGUACGUACAGUCUCAAUCAUUUUGUUUGGAAGGGGUGGAACUCCGUUGAAACACACUAGUUUCUGAGAGUUUUCAGGGAGGCAUUUCUUGAGGAACAGGAUCGAAGAAAAUGAAAAACUCUGUUUCAGAUCAGAGCUUGUACAUAGAGAGCGAAGAAGAGGAUGAAGAAAAAGAAUUCAUCAACAAAGCCCAUGAUGAUGGAAAUGAUUCUGAUUCUUCCAAUUUCUCCGCUGAGAAUCAGCAGCAGGUCAAACCCAGUUCUUACAACACCUCAUGGCCUCAGAGUUACAGGCAGUCAAUUGACCUGUACAGUAGCGUGCCUUCUCCGAGUAUUGGGUUUCUGGGCACUCCCUCAUUGUCCAGAUUAGGCAGUUCAUUUCUUUCGUCGUCACUGACCGGAAGACACGUGCCGGAAGCAAUAUCUUCCAUAGUGAAACCUCUCUUGCCAAAGGUUGCGGAUGAGCAUCUGCAGCAGCAAAGGCCAAGUUCUCAUGCCUUGCCUCCUUCAAUUCCAUCAAGGAAGCCUUCCAUAAGGGAAAAGCCCUCCCAGAUCUCACAUGAACUUCCACUCUCUCGCCAAUGCUCAUUCGGACAGGCUGUGCUAAAUGGAAUGAAUGUUCUGUGUGGGGUUGGCAUUCUUUCUACUCCGUAUGCGGUGAAAGAAGGGGGAUGGGCUGGGCUGUCCCUACUUGUGAUAUUUGGAUUGCUGUCUUACUACACUGGAGUCCUCUUGCGUUGCUGCUUAGACAGUGAGCCUGACCUUGAGACAUACCCGGACAUCGGCCAAGCUGCAUUUGGCACCGCCGGCCGGGUUCUCAUCUCGAUAGUAUUAUACGUGGAGCUUUAUGCAUGUUGUGUUGAAUAUAUAAUUUUGGAGAGUGAUAACCUGUCAUCAUUAUUUCCAAAUGCACAUUUAAGUAUGGGAGGAUUCGAGUUAAAUUCACACCAUUUCUUUGCGUUGCUGACCACACUUGCUGUUCUUCCCACUGUUUGGCUUCGAGACCUCAGUGUUCUUAGUUAUAUCUCUGCUGGUGGAGUUGUUGCAUCAAUAUUAGUCGUCCUGUGCUUGUGUUGGGUUGGCCUGGUAGACGAAGUUGGCUUUCAGAGCAAAGGGACCACACUCAACCUCACGACUCUUCCUGUUGCUAUCGGCCUCUAUGGGUACUGCUAUUCAGGACAUGCUGUUCUCCCUAACAUCUACACAUCAAUGGAAAAACGAAGCCAAUAUCCAGCAGUGCUCUUAACUGCUUUUGGUAUUUGUACAAUGUUGUAUGCUGGAGUUGCUGUUGUUGGAUACAUGAUGUUUGGUAAAUUGACUGAAUCUCAGUUCACUCUAAACAUGCCCCAUAAUUUGGUCGCCUCCAAAAUUGCUGUCUGGACUACGGUUGUUAACCCAUUCACCAAAUAUGCACUAACCAUGACUCCAGUGGCAAUGAGUCUGGAAGAGUUGAUCCCAUCGGAUCAUCUAAAGUCUCAUAUUUAUUCCAUCCUCAUUCGAACAGCAUUGGUGAUUUCUACCCUGAUCGUGGGCCUAUCUGUCCCCUUCUUUGGUCUGGUGAUGGCACUGAUUGGAUCUUUUCUUACAAUGCUCGUAUCAUUGAUUCUUCCUUGUGCUUGUUACCUGAGCAUCUUGAAGGGAAGAGUAACCCAUUUGCAGGGAUCACUCUGUGUAUUGGUUAUCGUGGUCGGUUCUUUAUCAUCAGCCAUUGGAACAUAUUCCGCCCUCUCCAAGAUUAUUGAGAGUUUGAAUUGAGAUUGUUGCCAAGUUUCUUCAACAGAUUGAUUCUGCAGACAUCAUUCCAAAUUUUGUUCCUCUUCCUUAUUAGUUUUUUUUUUUUCUUCUGAUUGAACUUCGAGUGGUCGGAUUUAGUACUUCUCCUUAUCUUUUUCUUUAUUUUUUUUUAAUGUUUCAUAUUUUGAAAUUAUGUAUGUUUUUGCAUUUUUCUUAGGAAAGGAUUAAGACGCAUAGCAUGGAUUUUACUUUUGUCUUUUGGAAUUGAAAUCUAGUGCAUUUUAUUCGUGCAAUCAAA